AUGAAGUUGUCUUUGGACAGUAUGGGCAUCCUGAAGAUCAUGCUGUUCUUCUUUGAGGCUGUUUUGCUGACUGACUGUGCGCGAGGUGAGAGCUGCUUUAUAAACCUUCUUUCUUUCCUGCUAAUAUUGCACAUUUUAUGCCUGGAGGUAGCCCCAGUUUCACAGCUCAUUAUAACUCGAGUUGACUGGUUGGUUUCUUGUGAGCAUGAAGAAAGUCUCAGUUGGCUCUUAGCAUUUUUUUCACACUGAGAACUAAAAGACGGAAAACUGAGAACUAAAAAAAUCUCUAAACAGGGCCCAAGAUCAACACGGGGCAGGGGAAUGAGAGAGGGCAAGCCAACCCCUUACCCCAAGUUUGUGUGUGUUCCAGUCAUGGCGGUGUAUGUAAGUGAGUGUGUUUGUUUGUGCUCACAUUCACUAUAGCUAAACCAAACAAACAUCAUCCAUCAGCUUCUCAGGGUGAAAGAAGUCAAGUCAGUGUAAAAGUCUAGCUCUCCUGCGGCUGCUUUAAGGACUGCCUCACACCAGUAUGUGCGCAUGUAUGUGCAAUCAUGUCCAAAAAAAGUGAGUGGAGAGUGGAAGCCCUCAGUCUGCCCACAGCUCAGUACACUGUUUGUUGAGCUAGCAUCAAUACUUGUCUUCCCGGAGACAACUUACUGUAAGCUUGUCAACAGGUUGUGAAAAACUGACGAGGCAAUUUCAGUGAUUUCAUCCGCCAUCACUGACUGUUGAAGCGUGUCUGAUGCAAUCCAGGGCCAUGAGUCAAAGACCGAGGCAAAACUUGAAACUUACACUCUGGGUUUAAUGAGACAAAUCUGAAAGCCAGACACAUUUCCCCUGAAGACCUCGCGCUGGCAAAACAAGUGGGUCUCUCUUUAUGCUCCAGCUCAGCAUGGAAGUGAAUUCAAGAGGCGUCUGAUAGGUACAAUACCUGCAUGCGGCUAUCAGGGCUGGAGGUAGAGGGGGCAGGAGGGGGCUGGCGGCGGUUUUAGAGGGUGAGAUUAGAUCUGUAGGUCUCCAGACAAUGCCUCAUUCACAGUGAGAUGGCUGGGCCUUCACGGCACAACUAAAGCAAAAGUAAACAAGAUGUAGAGGCUAAAUAAGAUUAGAUGGGCAAUUUUGUGUGUUUAUAGAUUAACAGAUGUCAGACUAGGAGAACCAAGAUGGAAAUCCAUUGUGAUGAUGGAGAGCUGAGGUCUGAAUUGACUUAACAUCUGACAAAAAGGCGAAUUCACAAUCUGCAUUUCCUUAUUUUUCCGAUAGCUGCUUAAGCUGCGCAAAGAUAUGGAAAUAUGUUGUUGGCAGGCAGUCUGAGUGAGAUGAUUUUAAAUGGUAUUUGACAAUCUGUGAAGUGUGAAUAUUGCAUAUGUCUUCCAGUGGAAGUGCGAUACAGUGAGCUCCGUGUUACACUCCUGAUGCAACAUCUUGACUCUGACAUCUUGUGAAAUACAGUCAAGGGGUUUUGAGUAGGAGCGUGUGCUUUAAUGGUGUAGCCAAGGCCAGAAAAGCUGUAAAACUGUCCCAGUAAAAUUUAACAAUGUACGAUGACAUCUUUGAUAAAUGUAAAUUAAAUUAUAAAGGACAGGCUUUGUCUGACUGAGUGUGAAACCAUAUACAACAACCAGCAAGUGUUAUUUUUUGUCAAACAAUGCGCUCUAGAAAACAGUAGGUUUGGGUGAACGGUUGGAAGCCUGUUGCUGUCAGUCAUGAAGCGUCAUACGACCCUGGACCCCUUGCCCCUGUGCCACACACACCCUCAGAUACACAAAAACACCCUCAUAGGCACAGAUGGACCCCCUUCCCACCCUCCCACCUCCUUUCUGCUGCUGCUUCUCCUCUUUGCGACUGGCCAAGCAAGAAUUAUUUCCUAAGACCCCCCCGAGGAACCCCCCCUGCACUUCCUCCAUGUAAGCCCCCCUCCCCAUCCUUCCCUUCUCCCUCUGGUGCUCCGCCACCCCCAGCAGCUGGAGGAGGUGCUCACUGAUGUGUCCCAGCAGAGCCUCUAAUGUGGUGACAGGCCCGGGGACCACUGGGCUCCACUAACAGAGGAAUGCAGCCGCCAGGACAUAUGGAUCUGCAGAAAUGCACCCUGGGAGUAACAGAGAGGCACCAGGUGUCUCCGUUAUGCACCCAGGCUUAGCUAACAGUGAACACACUCAUAUACACACGCCAUACUGAGCAGUACACUUUAGAUGCAUUGUAAUUAGAAACAGGCAUCAUAUAUAGUUCCGUUGCUUGUGCGUGUAUGCGCUUGAUGUAUUGUGCUUUAUUCAGGUUUUUUUGUUGUUGUUGUUGUUUUUUUAUGACUUCACAGACAAGUUUACUUCUCCUCUGAGACCAUGAAGUUUAGAGCAUGCAAAACUGCUUUGUGACCCUUUUGGAAACUAUACAUUUUAUAGCGGAGUUACAUCACGGUUUCAUAACAAGAAGGUACUAUGAGAUGGUUUGUAUGCCAAAGGCUUUUAAAAAUCACAAGGCUAUUUGGCUUCCAGACAGUUUUCCAUUUCCUCUAACCAUAAUGAGGCUAGUUUCUCAGUAACCAAAUGCCCCAAAGUCCUCUUAUUUUUUAAAUAGCUCCUGAAUAGUAAGAAGGUGUAACAGUGGUGGUGGGCCAAGCUGGGGAGACUUGAGAAGAGAAAAGAGGAGAGAAUUGUGCUGAAAGCUGCUGUGUUGCAUGUUUUUUUUAAAACAACCCAUGUCCAAUCCCUUCUCUUAAGCUCCAUUUUGGAAUUAAAAGUAGGGCAGCUUCAUUUCAAAUUUUGUUUUUACCCCACAUAAAUCAUGGGACUCAUGAGAAGUCCAACAACUUUUGUCCUAACCAACUCCAAUCUGCGUGCCACUUGAGUUAACAUCUUGCCUAAUUAUUUGUGUUUCCUAACAAGCCAACAAGCACCCCCUGUCAUUUUCGUCACACAUGUCCAGCUUCUGUCCCUGUUUCUCUUUGCAUUUCCUCUCAUUUAUCACCAGUGUAAAGUUAAAGGAAGUGAGUUAACUUAAUGUGCUGUCGUUAAAACAAGGCAUGAGCUGACCUUUACACCCACCAGCUCUCUAUGCAGCCCCUAGGUUCUCAGUCUAGGCCCAUUUGCAGAGAACAAUAGAUGGAUUAUUAAGCACUGUGCCCCCCCCUCAGGUUGGACAGGGUAGCAGUGAUUAAUGUUAAACACUCCUCCUCCCUGUAGACCUGACUUAUUUACCUUCUAUUAAAAGCCACAGUGGACGGGGGACUUUUUAUACUAAGGUGCUGCCAUUUAGAGUUGCGUGAGAAGGAGUUACGAGAGUGAAUGAGCAUCGGUUUCGUGCGUCUGAAUAUAUGCAUGUGUUUUAUUAAGCAGGCUGAAAUUACCCUGAGAAAAGUCAUGAUAAUGAGACAUCCAAGGAGCACAGAGCAAUUUGGAAAACCUCAGAGGUGCACCAACAACUAUUCCCGCUCUACCUUCUUCUCCUCUUAGCCAGGUGGAAAUAAUAUUCCCCACCACCAUUUCGUCUCUAUCACAGAAAUAAUAUUGGCAGCGCUAUAACAAGCUAUGGUCCUUGUCUUUCAGCGCACACUGCUGACCCUGUGAGCUUCGAAGGAAACACUCGGAGGGAGGAAUGUGUUAGACUUCACCCCUCCACGGGGAAAGAAAGGAAGGGGCUGUAGCUGUGAUAAGUAGUCAUAAUGGAGGUCAGUUGGUGUUUACUUUAGCGGGGUCAUAUAAUCCCCGUGAGCAACACGUCCCUCAUUGACUGACUUUAAUGGCCACUUCAAUUAGCAUUCAUGUGGAAUUUCAACAAGGCAUUGUCAGCUCUCUGUAUUUUUCACUCUCAGCUGUAUGCUAAUGCUCAGAUACACAUGAAGAAAAUUUUUCUCCUUUUACUAUUUAUUUCUAAAGAAAAUUAAAUUAGCCAACACCAAGGUCUGUGUGUGUACAAAGCUCAUUAGUUUGUUUGGGCAGUUGGCUCCGGGAGUGUUUUCAGACCACACACACUCUUCCUGCUGGCUGAAUGGAUUUGGGUUCAGUUAAAUAGAAUUCUUCUUUGCUCCUGUUAACCUUCACAAACCCCAUGGAGCUGUUCACAGGGUGCACACGGAGGUGCCAGACUGUCACCAUUCUCAUGGUAAUCAACUUUUUGCCCCCUUCUUGGCCUGACUUUAAGGAUUAACCCAAUUUUUGUGUGUUGACAGCUUUUUGGUUUAAAAAAUACAGAUGAUGAUACUGUAUAUUGUUUGGACUCCUUGGUCUAGGCAGGGUAGAGGGUAAAAUAACGGCUGUGAACGAACCCCUGGGUGAGGGUCUGCCCCGCUGGAACCUUUCAAGUGACCUUACAAUAACACUUCAUCUCCACAGUGGGAAGUGUUUGUCUUGUUUGUCAGCCCAUCUCUCUAAGGCUCUGUCGUUAUUUUAGUUUUGCUCUUUUUUAAGGAGCCAAAUCAUUGAGGAGACACCCCCUUCCCCCAUUUCGACCAUCCUUGUGCUCUGCAGAUGUUCACUCCGUCAUUUUACUAAUCAAAUGAUGAGGAUUCCAAUUGCUCUCCUCCUCUGACCCACAGGGAGAAGCCGGUUUUGUUUUCCUGUAGAUUUGAUCUUUUAUAUUUAUGAUUUGGAGUCUGCAUCCAGCUGCAGGCAGGCCGGCGUACACUUUCUCUCCAGUUUUCCUUCCUUUCCCUCUAUCUUUCUUCAACUAAUGGCUCUUUGUGGCCCCUUUCCUUGGAGUAGAGCCACCUUGUGAAAAAAAAAACCCACAUGUACCAUGACAACCUUUUGUUGUCUCAAAAACCUGCUAUGCUAUGGUGGCCUUCAGGAUGUUGCUUGGACUGAGCAGGUUUGGACAAGCUGCAGAGUUGUCACUGUGAUGUUAGUGAAUAAAAGGUUGAUUUAGCUGCAGAAAUAUAAUCUGGAUCAUCUUCGAGGAUGUACUUGCCGCAGCCCGCUUGAAUCUGUGCCGCAUACAGACUUAUCAGAAUACCUAAUCAGGCAGCCAGGAGGUAUCCUAACAAGAUGAUAUGCUCCCUCUCUCUUUUUUUUUUGUACUGCUCUGUGCCUCAAGUAUUCCUUUGUUUAUCUUCUGUUUAUGAUUUUUGAGAAACAGAUGCAUCCGUCAGACAUCAAGACCUCCCUUUGAAAAGAAAUAUUCAAGUUGUCUCUUUCUUUCUUCCUCUUUUGUCGGGCUCUCUCUGAGGAUGACAUUAGAAACCACUUGACAAAAUCCUCACACAAGCACAUAUACACACAUACUCUGACCCUGCUUCUCUGUAGUUAAAAGGUUGAUUGAAAGUUAUGGUGGUGGCAACAGAGAUGGCUGGCUGGGCCCAAAGAAAGCCAAGCCAAGGGACGGCUGGGGUAACAAGCUCUGAAUGAGGCCUCCGCUGCCUUCCACACAGACCCCCAGACCCUCUUCCAUCCUACCCUCCUUAACCCCCCGUCUCUUUCAGUUCACCUCCGCUGAGCCUCAAUGAGACCCCACAUGGCUUUGUGGCUUUCGCAUUUCCACUUUGUUUUUCAUUAGCGAUUCUUUUCAGUGACCUCCGAAAUUCUUCAUGCAUUGUCCCCAUUGAUUGAGCUUAGAAAGAGUCUGGUUUGAGUGGUUCUAUGUCACAGUACGUCAAAGUAGGAGUUUCCUUCAGGAGCAUAUAAGCUGUCAUGACGGGAUUUGUAUGCACCCGUUUUCGUCUGCAGCAGCAGUCAGUCUUAACAGUAGAGGCAAAGAGGCCCUGAUUUUUCAUUCAGGAGACUUCUGUAAUGAAUGGAAAAAAAAAAAAAAAACAUGUCCCUGCUUUGACUUGAAGAGUUGAACAGAACAAGGGAGGAAAAAUCAUUUCAGGAGCAAAGAAUAUAAUCAGUCAUCUUUUAUAGCAGGACUACUGCUGUCCCACACUGGAACUCUGCACCAUGCAGUGAGACUGAUUUGAUUUCCUCAUGCACAGGGAUGUGCGUUUGGUCCUUGGAUCUGCCCCAGGCUGGAUGUUCUUGGAGUUUGAUUCUUGGCAGAUGUGGGCAGUGCUCCAUUCAUACAAUUAUUCUGUGUCUAGAAUGAAAACUAGCUCAGCAGAUCAUUCUUUUCCCUUUUUUUAGCCAUGUUAGUGGUACGAUCAGGAAGCAAUGGCUGCCUUUUUGCUGGAUUUGAAGUUCAUCUAAAUCUACAUCAUCCCUCAUGGUUUGCAGCCACUUAAUUAUUAAUGUUGAUGUUUAUUUAGGCUCUCAGUCAAGUGUUCCUGUACAAGUCUCGCAGGUAAAAGAAGUGUACGACUCAGUCAGGACAGUUGAUUAACAAAGACGGAGACAGCCAGACUGGUGGACAGAGAUGGAUAGAGGGCAGUGACCUUUUUACAGCUAAGUCGAAAGGUGAACUGGGAAAGCACUGAACAAAUUGUCACUGUGAAAGGGCGAGUACCACAUCGUAAUGACAAGCCCAACAGCUCCAUGAUGACAGAUUGAUUUCAGACAAUAUUCCUGGAUUGUCAAGAGGCCCCAUUGCUGUCAGUGAGAGCUUUGCCAGUUCCUCCACCCCCUCCGUCUGUCUCCCCUUGCAUCUCCCCGCUCUGUCUCGUUUCUGUCUCACUUGCCUUUCUCUUCCACUCCUUUACCAGCCGCUCCCUCCCUCCUACUCUUGCCUGAAUCAACCCAUUCUGCCCAAAUGCUCCUGCUACAUCGUAGUCUGUCAUUGGGCCUCUCCUGAAAGAACCUUGUUGACAAAGGCGCUUGUGUAAAGCGCUUCCCAGUGUCAUGGAGAUUGUCCGAUCCUCAGCUGGUGUAAGGUUCCUGGAGACAGAGAAACGAGGGGCACUCAGUGCCAGCGCUGGCCAUCAUCAUCAGCAUCACACAGCUGUAGUAACCGCACACACACACACACACUCACACACACACACCCUGGACUGCGAGUGACAACAUGUCUGGCUCAGAUUGGUCUUGUUUACAGCUUCUCUGCCCAUCAGUCGAACAUCUUACCAACACAGAGUGACGUUGCCAUGACUUAAUGAGACAUCUGCAUCUCAUUCAGCACCUUCAGACUGGACUCUGAUGAAGAAAUCUGAACACAAUGAACCAAACACAGGUUGGAUAGUUGCUUUUUUUUCCCACAGUGGAAUGCAGGAAGGUUGGAGGAGGAGGCAUAGGCAGGGAGUGCCAGGAUGCAACUCUCUGAUGGAGGCUGUGAAACAACAUAAACGGAGUUCUUGUUAUGGGGAGCAAAUGACACAGACGCACAGUGUUUGUUAUUUAGCAAGUACGCUGUGGAGCAGAGUUGCAGUGUAUCUGUGUCUGAAAUAUGCAGUAUAUACAAUAGAGGGCUAGUGCUUUUCUGAAGGCACCUAAAAAUGUACAAAAAACAGAUUAUUGAAAACCCUGAAGUAACUAAACCAGCACCAGAUGCUUUUGGAAAUUGAACUUUCUGAUGAACGAAGUUUUAUGACUUUGUGAACUUCCUAUACAUCUCAUCAUCUAAUAUGUCACAUUUAAGUUUUGACCUAUCAGGUUAAUGUACUCAACUUGGCCAUCAUACUACUGCUGUCUGUUGUUUCUGUAUUUGAAUCAUUUUAGGCCUUUAUUGGAGCGUUAUGAGUCCAUGGGAAAGCAAAUAUUAGAACUAUGAUUAAUCCUUUUUGGCCAGCAUCUCUUUAAGAUGAAAUAAUAUCUGCUUGUAACCUCUAGUAGCAGCGUUCAAAGUUGGACUCAGUUUGAAAUGGGGUUUUGAGCAUUUGAAUUGGUUUCCUUUGUCAUAUUGUGUAAUCUAGACACUUUUUGACAUGAGCAUACAUUAGGGCUGCCAUUUAAAAGUAGAGCAUUUGAACCAGUGUGUGUAUUUUGUUUUCAAAGUGCACCAUUGUACACAGGGCAAUGCAUGUAAGGCUUUAGACUAAUCUCCCAAAAUUAAAAAAUUAGGUCAUUUCUCUUUCUGUCACUCCCUGGCAUGACUUCGAGGACUUGAAAAAAACGUCAGCUGUGAUCAAACUCUGCUGUGUGUGCAUCUUGUAGUAAAAACGUGAGACAGAGGACUAAUUCUUGUUUUGUUUUUUUUUGUCAUUCAUUUUUAAUUCAAAACUUUGUUAAAACUUUUUCUCCUUCUUUUCAAUAAAUAUUUGCAGCAUUUGAGACCCAUUGUGGGACCUCUUUGGAGUUCCCACAGCUCACCAGCAAACAGCAGAUCAGAGAAACACUGCUCUUAAGAUUUGUGGUUUAAUGGUAAGUUACAGAGGCAGUUAAAAACUCUUGUCUGUGAAAUUUGGGCUACAGUAAAAUGACACGCAAAACCAUAUUUCAAGGACAAUAAGAAACAACACUCAGGCAGGCAGUCUAGAGCAGCCAAAUGUGUGAGCAUUCACACAAUGUCCCUGCCGGUGCCAAGUGGUCUCUCUAUCUCCAAACAUAUCAGACAGACAGUAAUAAACAGGUGCCCGCUGGUGCCCUGUUCUGUGUUGCAGUGAGAGGUCUGUUUGAGUGUGUGUCAUGUGGCUGAGGCUGAGCCCGGGCCAGGGAGUGGGGUGUGAGAUUGUUGGGAUUCCUGGUUACUGCCGCCUGGGCCCACCUAAUCCCCCUUCACUCCCCCAUGCAGCCCUCCUCGCCUUAUGAGCUGUGUGUUAAAGGAGGCCUCUCUGCCAUGUUAGCCUCUGCUCCCUGCCACUCUCUAAAUCAAGCCCCCUCUCUUUAACCCUCAGCUGGCUUCUCUCUCCUUGGCUUGAUUUUCUUUAUUUCUCUCCCCUCCUCUGACCCCUCUGUCUCUGUCUCUGUCUGUCACUCUAUCUCACCCUUUUCUCUCCCUUCUUAGCCUCCCUCCUGCUGCCUCUUCCCUGAUAAGUGGCCCUAAGCACACACUCAGCCCCUGUAUGUGCACUGGGCCUUUGCCUAAUGGAGUGAGAUAAAGCGACUUGAGUGCCACUCACUGUGUACUCUUUAUGACAGGCUCAAAUUUGCAUGAAAUGUUAUUCCUUUAAAGGAAGUUUUUCAGAUUAUGCUUUUGUUUUUCCAUUCCCUGUGAAUAUAAAACAUGUCUUUAUUUGUGUGAAGUCAACCAGUACUCACUGUGGCUCUCGAGUGUAUUUUUAUACCUUUUAGACGACGGAGGUGCUCCUAGCACACAGGGAGAGAACAAAUGUGACCUUGACUACUCAGGGAAUACUUUUCUUGCAUUAAUUCUGGGCUGUUUUGUCCAGAUAAGAAUUAAAAGUGAAACAACUAAAAUGAACAAAAGCAGAAAAAUUAAGUCUGUUUAAAGGUGACUUUAAGAAAAGGCUCUAUUUAGUGGUAGACCAGGUAAAACAUCUUAAAAAAAACCCUGCAAAAACAGUUCCACUGCUCCGUGCAUGAACUAUCCGGUACUACGUCAAAAAGGUCCCUUCAAAAACAUCAUAUGAAAGGCUUCUUUUAAUUCAAGGUAAGGUCUUUCCAUAAGGAGCCUGUACUUUUCCAGGCCAGUGGAAGUAUGAAAACGCAUCCAGUCCCUAUGGAAAAUCCAUCAACUGUGUUAAAAGGUGCUUUUCAGCCAAUUAGAUCAUCAAUGAAUAAUAGAAAGAGGCUUUUUUUUGUAGGAAACUAUUCACAGAAUAAAUAACCUACUCAGAUUCUAGUGUUUUUAUCUCAGUAUAAAUGCAGUGUGUAGGUGACAGCGUUGAGAAAAUUCCCUCUUCAGUGAGCAUGUGACAUUUUGUUUUUAAUGAGAGUGAAGUUUGUUUAAUGCUCUCCUAACAAGGAUGAUUAAAUUUUGGUAAUAAUCACACCAAAGACAGUCUGAACUCCAGGGCAGGUGGUUCACCUCUCUAUAAAAAAUAAGAAUGAUCAUCGACCUUGUAGACAAGGAUACAAAUUGAAAAGUUGAAGUGAUUUAUACUGGAGGAUCCUGGAUUUGUUGUGUACUGCGGAGAGAGACUGGUAGUCAGGAGUCUACAAAAACACACAGACUUGCGCACACACACACACACUCACACACAGGCACAGGGUCUUUUUCUCCAACAGGGGCAGCUGGGGCCGAGAGAAAGCAGUCAAGUAUAUGAAAUAUAGCAGCUUAGAGUUCAAAGGCUCCACAGUAGGGCCCGCUAAGCGUUAGCCACGUGAUGGAGAUGUUUCCAGAAGCUCUAUGAUGCUGGAGUAAUUUCUCUAUUUCUUUCCUGUUCUUUUGAUGAGGGGGUCUGCAGGAGCCCGCUGCUCUGGAGCCAUUAGUGGAGGAAGCAGAUGCAGAUUUACAGCUAACAAGCAGUGGCCAUCUUGCUCCAGCGAUUGUGCCUUAACCAGACAAAUCGACUGGAGCAUCUUAUUCUCUUUACCCCUUUCUUCUUAUUCCACCCCCUCCUGCUGUUUCUCUCGUCCCUCAUGUCACCCAAUAGCUCCUCCUGCACCAUUCCCACCACCAAAGCAGUUGCUAUUCAGCCCACAUCAGAUGGUGCUGAAGAAAGAGCCAUUGUCCCUGCUGGUUUUACCCGGCUCUUAUCUAUUGAUUGGAAAGCCGAGAGGAGAAAAUAACAGGUAUUGAUUACCAAACUGGGUGAAGUCGCUGGGCAGGACGUCUGGAAGGGUAAGAAAAGACGGCAUUCUUCACCCCCGGCUGCCCCUCUGCUGUCAGAACAGCCUCUGCCGCCACUCCACCUAUCCCGUCCAAUUUCACCCCCUCCCCUCACCUCCUUUUUUUUGAAUCGCCAAGGUUGCUUUUCCGCCUUUUUUCCCCUUACUGUUUUAUGCCGAUUUUUAUCUCUGCCUGUGAAAUGUAUAGCUGAGCAGGCUCUGAACAGAAGCCCCGGCUUUUCACACACCCCCUCGGCUGUGGUGUCUACCUCACCUUUUUCUUCCAGCCAAUCCCUCCAUUCUCAAUAAAAAUCACUGGCUCUGGGUUUGGUUUUUUUAGCUUUCUCACAUUUGCAUUUUCUUUUCUUGCUUUUGAACUUACUUCUUCUCCAACGAUUAUGCUGACUUUUGUUAUAGAAGUUCUUCUGAGGUUUUAAGAGAUGCACGUUAGAAUAUAUCACUGGAAGCACAGGCUCCAUCAAAUUUUAUCUGUUAGGUUUAGGGUCUGUCUACUCCUGCACGGUCUGCUGAGCUAACACAGUGCUGCUGAGUAGGAGGAGGAAUACUCCUGCUCCUAUCUGUCUCUCUUCCUUUUAUCCUUUAUGUAAAUACUGUAUAUUGAAGACACAGAGAUCAGUGUUUAUCCAAGUAAUGAAUCACUGUCAGCGUCUGUCAGUGUGCAAAAGGCCUUUUAUGCAAGAGAGAUUCUCGCAUUUGGCUGGAGAUUAAAGACCAAAUCCAGCAUAUCAGAAAAUGUGUACAGGGCUGUUUGAAUACCUGUAUCCUAUAUUGGGCAGGCGGUAUUGCGUGCAUAAUCAGGUUGCCCCUUUUUGCAGUUGGUUAAGAUCCAGGUGUUCGCUAUUGGAGCAGCUGUCAGCAGCCCAACCCUUUAUUGACUUGAAAUGACUUUGAAAGACCAAAGCACUUUAUUUGGGAGAAGAAAUGCAUGUUCACAUCAUUAUAAAUCCACAGGUGUUUUGUAAAAAAGAAAAUAAACAUGCGGAGAGGUAUCAACACAUCUGAACAUUGCUCAAGUCUGGCAAGCUUUGUAGUGAGUAAUGAGAUUUUUCUGUGCUUCUCUCUCUACACACCAUAUUUCCCUCUGUGGACGCCUGCACCUCAGAUCAGCAGCUCAUUAACUGGCUCACAAGGUUUUCUUAAAUUUGGCUUUAUUUAGACUGAAUCGCAAGAAUGCCCCUCACUGAAUGUGCCCUUUUCUCUUAAAAUAAUCCAUCACCAAAUUGAGCAAAGAAAAACAGAGCUAAUUCUGAGAGUCGCCAGACCUCCUCCUCCUCUUCCUGAGCAAUGAAAGAUUCCAUUCACAGACGGGGCUCAGCUAUAAUAAGGAGCGCCGUACCAACACUCUGAGACAGGGGAAGCCCAUAUGGUCAUGUGUAUCAAUUUCCAUUUACAGAGCAGCUAACAAUUCUAACAAUUUGAGUAAACACUCUGUAACACUCAGCAGUUUGUCGUGAAUCUGGCAGACUCUUGUUCGUCUCAGGAUCUGUCAACAGUUUAAAGCUGAAGCUGAAACAGCGAAGUGCAGUUCAGCUACAUUUUAUCUCGGACAUGAACCAUGUAUCUCACAGUCAAGCAGAUAAGGCCAUCUUUUCUCAAAAUGAGUGAGCUGUGAGUUUGUUUCAUAGCUUUCAACUUCAAGGUUAAGAGAACCUGCCCUUGAGAGGGGGGAGGCAGAGGAGGAGGAGAGUCCCUGCUGAAGAAAGGAUGGUGGUCAUGCAAACAGCACAAAUACUUAUUAAGUAACUCAGACGAUGUCCUUGAUUUCAGCACCUCCUCACGGCUUGUUUUUCAAAAGAACUUCAAAGAGUUUUUUUAAGAGCGGAGGUGAAGGGAGGAAAUCGUUUGUAGCACAUUCCUUGCACUUGAAGCACCAGCCAAAGCUUUUUUAUUUCAUUUUAUCAAGCCAAACAGCUCAAGAGUCACCUUCAAUAAAGCUCAAGAUCACAUGGACUUUGAUAGCAACUGAAGGACCAGUUAUCAAAUCUCUUUCAAAUUAGGUUUUGUGUAUCAAACAGACAAGAUACAAACCUUUUCAUCAGAGACGUAAGAGCUUUGGUUAACUUAAGACAGUGCAGGAGGAACUAUGUGCGGUUUUAGAGGCUGCUUUUUUUCUGUUAAGAGUUUCUGAUUAACACUUGUUGUGGCGCUAUAUAUAAAUAAAGAUGGAUUGAUUGAUUGAUUGAUUGUUUUUUUUUUAUGUUGCGUCAAAAAUGUGACAUAAAGGUGAAGCGUAUUGCUUGUAAUUCUGACAGGGAACACUGGGUGGAGCCUUGGCUUGAUGUGUAUGAAGCCAAGGCUUCAGGUAAAUGCAACCAGGUGUGUAAAAAGAAGCUUCCUAGUUUUUCGACUGUGGCUUUUUUUCAGCUUAGUAAUUUGUCUCCCCACACUCCUGUUGUUUCCGUGCGUCUUAGCUUCUCCUGAUGAGGAAUUAAGAUAUGCAAGGAUGACAAAUGAGCAUCGGGAAGGUCUAUUCCCUCUUCUCCAGGGUCAGUCUGAAGUGUCAGGUACUGAUGAUGAGCUGCACAGCUGUCUCAUAUGUAAAACCAACAGGUACAAACACGAAUUUCAAAACUAAAUUUACAUGUAGGUGGAUACCUUAUGUCUCACUAAGACACACUGGGACACUGAGAUAAAUGAAUUGUAAAAGAAAACUGAUUAUUAAACGUAUUACUGUGGUUUUUAACUUAAAUCAUUGUAAUCAGCACAAUAAAACAACAGAUUUGUGUGAGGUUAUGAUCAUUCUAUUGUUAAAAACAAAACAGAAAAACUGCUGCUAUAUACCUCUACAUUUUGUGAUUAAAAUAUUGACUGUAACCAAUGAGAGGGGCGGAGGUGUGGUAAGCUGCAUGUGAUACCAGUUAUCUCAUUUUAAUUACCGUUGAGCUUUUCUGCACCUUCACCGUAAAAUAAUUUAGUUGUAAUUUGAAAAGCUAAGUUUGAAAGGAUCCCUGACCAGAGGGCUAGAUAAUCUGGUUUGAUAGGCAUUGAAUCUCUGCAAGCAACACUUAAAGGUUAAGCAGUACAACAUUGUGUAUUUUAUAAAUGGAAAAGAGCGCUCAGACAUUCCUCUGUCUCUUUUUAUUUACCGGGAAGACUGUAACUCUGAAGAAAAUACCCUUCUUGCUUUUCAAAAUAUUUCCUACAAAGACCUUACCUGUGCAAACUUGAUGUGUUUGGACACUUCACUGAAGUUUAACCUUUGCCAUGAAUGAACUUGUUUUUGUUUGUCAGUUCGCUAUUAUUUCAAGAGAGACUCGUGGCUGACUAGUUUUUAGGACCUUGUAUCAGAAGAAACAACUGAGGCCUGUUUGUUUCAGAUUUGGCAGAAAUGUAUUGAUGUAUUUACAAGGUGGUUUUAGGCUAUUUGAAUCAACUCAGUUCAUGUGAGCUCCAGCUGAAGCAAGCCAACGCUGUGACCUGUUUGUGGUCCUCAUGCAGAGUAAGAAACCGAACAGUGAACUCCUCUGUUCUGCCUUCCUGGUAGGAAGGGAGUGAGAUAUGGGCCAGCUGACAACAGCCAAAAAAUCUGUGGUUGCGCUUUCUCCACAGACAUAAACAACGACACUUACAAUUUCCUGUGCAUGCUCUGGACCAGGAAAGGCUGUCCACAGGGAGGAAGGAAAACUCUCAGAAUGUCUGUAUGUCCAUGAAGGAGGUUUUUGUUGGUUUUUCACUUUUUCUCUUUUAAAUAGGAGCAAAUUCAGUUUUUUGGCAUUAAGGGUCAGUGACCCAGCAGUCCAGAUGUUGUACCUGUUGCAGCUGAGAUACAUCUGUUGGCAGUAUGAUGGAUAAAACAGCCAGAUGGAGUUACCUGCGCCACCUCCCCCUGAUUGCAGCCCCACUAGUCUAAUGAACUUUUUGUUUACCAUAUGUGUGAAAUGCACCAAAGGAAUGUGACUCUGUGUGUGUGUUUGAGCGUGUGUGUAUGCAUUAGGAGAGGCCAUGUGUACUUACCCUCCCCAUUGUUUUUACUGCUACCAGACCAGCCAUUUGUUCUGAGGCUCAGUUAGCGCUCUGUGUACUUUGGAGGGCUGUUGCAGCUAUAGGACUUGGUUGCAUUUCCUCCCCCCUCUCUCUGCCUCCCCAUCUCCUGUUUCUCCUCAUCGUCUCGUAUGCUCAGUGAUUCGGGGUUUUGUCAACCUUUUAGUCUGGGGGGGGGGGGAGUUUGAACGCCUGGUGCUGUGCAAGCAGCAGCAGCACAGACCUCCUAACACCAUCACAGGGUGUUUCGGCCCGCUCCACUUCACCAGAUCUGAGGGAGCAGACCUGAGCCAAUUAAGACCAGGGAGAGCAGGCUGCUGUCCGUCUCACCGCGGCCCGCCCCCCUCAUCGCUUUGAUCUCUUGCACGCUACUCAAAACCAGAGCCAGAACACUUUACCCUCUCUGAGCAGGAGGCAGCAAACGACAGGGCCUGUCCAAUUAUUACAAUCUGGUUUAGACAUUUCUGGGUAAUCAGACAAAAAGAUGACAAAUUACCUCUAUCUCACUCCAUCUGCCCACAUCUGAGGUGUUUUUAAAGCUGUCUGUGGAGCUGCUUUUCAUCUGCAAAAUUGGGUUUUACACAUUUUGAUUUGGUGAUUUCAGUUCCCCAUUUUUAAGUGAAGCUGUCUGCUCUGCCGAUCAAAAGAAGGUUUUUGCAAGUUCAAUAGAUUAAUUAAUGCAUCAAAACUGCUGCAUUAUCCAUGGAUGUCAGGGACGCCCCUCACUGACUUCAGAACUCAAACGUGCUUAUGAUUUCUUUCUGGCCAUCUUGAUUAAUUCUGUUAGAUUCACAAGAUACUUUCUUGGUUGUGAUAUUGGAAUACAAGCACCCUGUUGUUUUAGUCCUUAGUAAGGGUGGAGGAGGGCAUCUGUUUGAUUUGACCAGCUCAUCCAAAAGUGUUGUUGUCAUCAGUGAAGGCUCUAGUUUAUUUGGGUGCAAAUCAGCUGUUUCUGACCAGGGCUCAGGACUGACAGUCAGGAGACAAAAAAUCGAUUCAGGAUUUAUUCCUAACUCACAUAUGCACCAGUCAAUAAAUGUCUAUAGGAUGCAUUUACUGGCAUCUGGUUGUCCAGAUGCUAUGAAAACAUACACAAUAUAGAUUUCCAUUUCUUUCAGUGAUAUUAUAAACUAUUCAUCUGUGUCACAUUUUUAAUUUCUAAAUUCUCUCCUGAAUCUUAAACUCCAAUAACACAUUAAAUUAUCAUCACAUCACAGUUCUCUAAAGUUGGUUUCAUGACUCUGACCAUUUUCGUGUUUUUGUGUCCUCAGGACCUCCACGGGUGUCAGAGAAAGUUGCCCACAGACAGACAGCCCGGCUAGGUAGCGCCAUUAAGCUACCCUGUCCAGUGGAAGGAGACCCCCCACCUCUCGUUAUGUGGACCAAAGAUGGGCGUAACAUCCACAGUGGAUGGAUCCGCUUCCGAAUCCUCCGUAUGGGCCUGAAGAUCAAGGAGGUGGAGGCAGAGGACACUGGGACCUACAUCUGCAAAGCCACCAAUGGCUUUGGUAGUGUUAACAUUAACUACACCCUCAUCGUCAUCGGUGAGUGUGUUUUAUGGAGCUGUUUUGUUUCUCGUGUUUGUUCAGCGUGUCCUUCAUUGACAAAUUAAUUUACCAAGUAACCUGUCAGAUACCUAAAGUCAGAGACCAUGGCAUUGUUCCCCGCCGCAGAGCGCAUCAUUUUUAGCUGUUGUGGUGUUUAGAAGCUGUACUUGUAAUGCUUUCCUUAUUUCAGAGAUCUCAGCCAAGUUCAAAUGUUAAAAGACGGCAUCAGUCACAGGGGUCAAGGUCUAAAACAAGUGGAUUUAUGGAGGUUUAGUGGUUGAUCCUCUCAUCUAUUGUAUUUGUUACAGCCCCUACCUCUCCCUGCCCAAAGUCAACAACAGCACGGGAUAUUGUUUCAUACCACUUCAUCCUCUGUUACUCAAUUGGAUCUCAAGCUCUUCCUUUCCUAAGGCUACAUUCUGUGGAGGCAGGAGGUCUGCAGCUCCACAAUAAGAACCACAUCCAGUGUAAUAGUGCUGGUUUGUCUUCUGACUCUCACAUAGCUCUUGAAUGGGGCCUUGAGGAUUAGGCACCAUCUGACUUAGUGUGUUACGGGUUUGUGCAUGUGCAUACAGUGCAUUUCCUCUGUACUGGAGCAGAGCAUGAUGAAUGAGUGGAGUGGAGCGUGAAGGCUGUGUUUAGUCUAAUUACUCUAAGAUGCCUAAUUAGGGCCAGAGUCUGCGAGCUCUCUAUCGCUCUCUCUAAUAGAGCUGCAGCCUGGUCUUAUGACAGCGAGUCAUAAUCAGCCAGAUGUGGAAAAUACAGAGGAGUGAAGGAAAUGCUGCUUUUUGUGGUAAAUAAUACUCGUGAGUUAAAAAUAGGCUUAAGCUUAUUUUAAAUUUCCUUCUCAAUGUGACACUUAGAGUGAGUUAAAAAAGGCAGCUGUAAUAAAACAUGGAUGUCUGUGUCUGCAGUGCACUUGGGGCCAUCCUGAGUUUUAAAUACAGCUCCAGCUCUCCGUGGAUCAUUCAUUCGAUGGAUGACAAUCAUGUUGCUCUAAGCUUGUUUCAUGGCUCUGCUGAAUAGAUGCUGUCUGAAUCUUUGACCCAGUUUGGAGUGAUGAAGCCAAUUAAUAUGCAACUUUUUAGAUUCAGAUGGAAACAGCUUGAUUGGUGUUUAUUAAUUUCUUUUUUACCAUUAUUAUUACUAUAAAAAUCUUUCAAUAGUAUUUCUAAACAGCAGCACUAAGCAACUGGAGAAAAGACAUUUGAAUCUCACCAAAUAGCCAACAAUAAAAAUGCGAUAAUCCUCAUGCAAAAAUGAAAAAUGACAGACCAAGCCAGCCUUGAAAUGUAUUAAAAUCAGUUUCUUUCUAUAUGGCUGUUACAAUACUCAGAAGUGUUUAUUUCAGGUAGGGCUGGGCGAUAUGGCCUCAAAUUAAUGUCACAAUAUAUUGAGCAGAUCACCUCGAUAACGAUAAAUGGAUGACAACUGCUCCGCAAGCUGCUCACCGCUCCAGCCGCUACAACUUUUGAACCAUCCUCCAUCUCCUCAGCUGUCUGUCCCUCUUUGUUACGGAUUGGAUGGGGUGGAGGGACACCCCAUCAAAUAAAUAAGUGCCUUAAAGGGACAUGAAACCAUAGCCUACCUACACACAUCCAAAACCAACCUGUAUUUAUUUAUUUUUUUGACAUUGAAUAUACCGAUAUGGGCAAAAUGACGUUGGUUAUUGUUGUAAACUUUGGUAUCGGUAGAUCUUUUGUUUCUCACCCAGCCCUAAUUUCAGGUACUCUGACUUUCUUCAACCUGUUAAGGUGGUUGUUAUUGUUUAGGCGCUGAAAUACAAAAAAAAAGGCAGCUUAAAUUUCCCUGAAGAUGGGGAACAGCUUAUUUUUUCGGAAUCAAGCAUGUCUCUGCAGCCAAAUGCACUAAACAAUUCUUGGAUUCAUUUUCUGAUUUGAAUAUCAGUUUUAAAUCUGGGAGGGACUGAAUGAUGGUUUUGAUAAAUCUAACCCAAUUCAACCAUACACUGGCACACAGCCAAGUGAUACACAACGAGGGAAUUAACCAGAGUGAUAGAUAAGGACUUUCUCCCUGCGGUGUGUUUGUGUGAGAGAUUGUCUGCUUUGGCUUCUGCUGCAGCACAGCUGAGUCAAUGAAAACAUGUUUUUGUGAUCGAUCUGGCAGGGAUCAGUUCAACCUGACUACAUGUGUUGCUCCACUCCCACUCUGUGAUUUCAUUUGGAGAAAAAAAAAAUUGAAGGUUGAUUUUAAGUCUGCCUUAGUGGCAUAUUUUCAUGAUGAGGGGAAUUUAGUCUUUUAUGGACAUACACAGAGACUGUCUGGGUGACUCCUAAUCCUGAUCUGGUUUGCUUGACUAUCUAAAUGUCCUCUAUCAGGUACUCAACAAGUCCCCCCACACUCCAUUUUCUCCUUUCUCUUGUUCUAUCCCAUUAGGCACCAGUGUUUGUUUUUAUAGAUAAUUGUUCCAUCGAAGUUGCGUUGCAUUCUAUGUUUUUCUUUUUUUACCACAAAGAUUAGGGGGCCUCAUCGUCAAAAUGCUUUCAGGGUUGCAGCCAGCUUAAUGCAGCCAAAUAGCCCUCAAUUAUCAUGAGCAACACUUUCCAUUAACAGUGAAUAACUUAAUUGUCAGCCAUUUUAAUUUAGCUGUGUGCAGUUAACUGUGGUGACCCGCUGGGAGGCCUAUUAUGUGUCUGACAAAGAUCAGAGGAGUGCACUUAUUUAUUUGAAAUACUGUAAAUGAGGGGUAACUCUAAGCAUAGCUCCGCAUACAGUGACAGUUUAUUAUUUUUACUUGAUCACAGAGAGAAAAAAAAUUCAGAGAAGCAACUGAAGUCACUUCUGCUGCCGGUCAGAGGAGAGAAGUUGACAAAACCCUGGCAGCUGUUCAAGUCCGAGGCAGAACGCAUAGCACAACAUUUUAAACAUCGCCUGGGACCCUGCAGAACAGCCAAGCAGACAGAGAGUAAGAUAAAGAGACAGAGACAGCGAAGACAUGGGGCGAGAUAGGAGGUGAGAGAGUGAGGGGUUCUGGAGGGUGAUGUAAGGAAGAGAGAGGGGUUUGACUGUAGCUGGAGAGAUUUCCUCCUCCCAUCUGCCAAUGGAUAGCUUGUCCUCCCUUGAGCUAUCUGAAGAAUCUGGUCAGUCAGUGCAACAUGGCGCCUCCUCAAUCCCUCCAGCUGGCUGUUUGGGCCCUGUUUGGGGUGGUCUCCUGACAACUGGUCCGACCCCCUCCUAGCACCGCCACCAGGAUACACUGGUGCGCACAGAAACAUCUUCAGCUGCAUAUUAACAUUAACAUGGGAUUGUCAUGUUAGCAUCUACGCGAGUGGAUUAUAAUGUUUAUGUCAGCUUGUUGUUACUACAAGGAGAUGUUGGCUGAGGCAGCACAGAUCUUGUCAGGACAGCUGUAAGAUAAACUGCCCCGUGUGUGACAUGUGGUAGCUGUUUGGAGAUUUUCAGAGUGUGAUGUGAGGCCACUGAGCACAACUUUCCCUGGACAUUACAAUGUCUCCAUCAACAUCUGGAGCACAUUGUAACCUCAAAUCAUCAGGCCUUUUCCUGUGAUUCAGCUGGUACAAGGGGCCGGCAGAGUGAGGGUGCACUGACCUUCUUCCUGUGGUGAGAUUUGUGAAUGGAGUGGGAGCGGAUGGCGUCAGACCUUACGCACUGUAUCUAGACCGUGAAUAGAUUUGAAGUUGCCUGGAAGAGGUCUGAUUGCAUUUUAGAGAACUUACUUUCAUAUGCACUUGCAUGCAGUUGAGUCGUGACUCUUUUUGAUUGAACUUAGGUUUGCAAAACAAACCUUUGAUUUCAUACAGCGCAGAAAGUUUAAGGACUUUUGUUUGAUCCCUGAUUGCAUAAUAAGUAACAGCUUUACUUACUUAAGAACAAGCCCAUCAGUCACCCCUCAUUUAUUGAUUGUUUCUGAUUUACAGUUUCCAAAAAUAACAAUCAUCCGGCUGCAGUAAGUCUGCAGUCAUGUAAGCCAACAUUGUGUAAAGACAAUAGUGCCAAGGGAUAACUUUAACAGGACAGACGUAUGAAGGGCACCAUUGUUCCCGAGAAACGCCGAGGAGUAAAGAGGAAAUAGAUUCAGGAAAAAAAAAACUCAAAAAGAAAACCCCGGCAGUGUGGGAGCAUGUUCUGUUUGGAUUGGGAGGUUCAGGAACCGGGAGGAAUGUGGAGAGCCCAAGUGAGCAACAGAGAAAUAUUUCUUCCAGAGGAGGCUGUUUUUUAAAGGAAUGGGUUAUUAUAGUUGGCCAGUUAAACCCCUUCAAAUAGCCAUGACAUCAUGGCUGGGCUCAGAGCUGCAGGGGACAAACAAAGGAGGGUUUGUACCCAGAGAACCCUGGAGAGCUUUGAGGGUUUUCGGGGGGACUCGGAGGGAGGCAGAACAAGAGGGUUAGAAGUCACAUCUGGUCUCUUUACCUGACCCAAUCAAACCCUGCGAGAGAAUCAAGUGUGCCAAACUGCAUCUUGAAAAAUCUAACUUGAGGCUAUACUGAACUGGAAAUCAAACAAAGGUACAAAAGGUACAGAGCUGGCUGCCAGUUCUGGAAACAGACUUUUGGGACAAAAGGUUGACUAGGCUUUUACAUUUGGAAAUGAAGUCUUUUUUUCUCUUCAGAUACAGCUGAUAAGUUUGUCAGGAAUAUCUCAUAUGAAGUGACACCUCACUAGUUUAUGUAAAAUCAUUUGGCUGCAGCUGCUCUUCAAUAAUCAUCUGCUUAAUAUCUCUCUUGCACAGAUUGGCAGAUAUUGGCGAGGAACCUGAUCUACUCUGUUAAUUCGUGAAUGCUUAACUUGAAGAGUCGAUACGCAUCACAAACCGUCGAUUAGGUUUCACUCAUUAUAUUCUCUCUAAGCCCUGUAUUAGCUCCACUGUAUGAUGUCAGCCAAUGACAUAAACGCCACAGCUGUCUCCUGGAACUGGGCUUAUGAAAACUGAUCAUAUUACUGCCAAAUAUUACAGAGUUUGACCUUAGCAUGCACCCCGCUUAGAGAAGCCUAUCUAUAAAGGCUAAAUUUACUCAGAUAGAGCCAAGAACGCUUUGCUGGGUCUGUCUGGUGCAUGGACGUCCCCAUACGAGCAUUGAUGGUCAAACUGUGUACAAUUUAAAAUACAAAUCAAAUGGGAGGCUUGAAAAAAUGUUAUUUGCAAUUUCAUAGUGCUGUAGACUUUAACUGUUGACACAAACUGAAAGCUUUUAGUUAAGCGAUUCAAAAAAUACACGAUUUAUUCAAAAUUAUGGGAUUGUUUAGAUUUCAUGCCGAACACACCUCUGACCUAGCUAGUUCUGCUAAAAAGGGAGUCUACACUCGUGAUUGAAAAUAGGUGGUCAAACUCUUUUCACCGUAUGUUUAUUUUUUGCUGCAAGUUUGACCCGAUUUUCACUACAAAAUAAAAAAAACACUUUCUAAUUUGGUUUGGUACUUUACUGUCCGUCUUGUGUUUACAGAUGACUCAGGCUCUCAUAAAAAAGGAACUGCGGCAGCUGAUGGAUCAGAGUCUGACCUGGGCACCGAUGGAUUGUUAGAAAAAUUUGGUAAGAGCCCCCAAUACGAUGACAUAUUACAGGAACAUACAUGUGGUUCUUACAUACUGAUAUACUGAUAAAUGAAUCCUCUUUUCCUGUCACAGUGCGUCCCCGCUUCACCCACCCCGCUAAGAUGAGAAAAAGAGUGAUCGCUCGUCCUGUCGGCAGCUCGGUGCGUUUAAAGUGCAUGGCCAGUGGAAACCCACGACCGGACAUUGUAUGGCUGAAGGACGACCGGCAGCUCACCGAGCGGGAGGUUGGCGAGGGUCGUCAGAAGAAGUGGACUCUAAGUCUGAGGAACCUUACGCCAGAGCAGAGUGGCAGAUACACCUGCAGAGUCUCUAAUCGAGCAGGGGAAAUCAAUGCUACAUACAAAGUUGAGGUUAUACGUAAGUAUCCCACAGAGAGGCUGAGCUAUACACAUACCAGACAUAUUCACCUGGAAGUAUUACUGUUAACAGAUGAGGCAAGGCUCAUUAAUUUAACUGAUUACUGCUGUUUUUUUUUAAUCAUUUUUGUGAUCUUUUGUACAUUGCUGCAGGAAAUAGCCUAGGUAGAGCCGUAACUUGAAAAACAACAACAAAAAAAAACAGUUUUCUCUCUGAUCUACCUACCCCUGCUGUCUGAUUGCGAUCAGCAGGUCUUAUUCAUAUCCUCACUGCAUGGAUGAAUGUGCAUGUGUAAUCAUGUAUAUGAGAAGCAUAUUGAGGAAGCAGGCUUGAGAGCUAGGGCUUGUGCCCUAGUGUUUGCACAGGGGGGAGAGAGGGAGAGAGGCUGUUUAACUCCGAGACCCUCCACCCAAUCUGGAGCUGAUUAAAGCCCAGCUGUCUGCCAGACCCACUGCCCCCCUCUCCCAUGAGAAAUGUGUUCUGUACAACCAGGAGCAAAGAAAGAGAGGAAACUAAUCACACAUACUUCUUGUGUUACAUGUGGUAUUCCUCCAUCUUUGUCAAUUACAGGUUCUAAGCCAGAGGCUAAUAAUGCCAUGGACAGCUAAGGCCUCUUCUGUCCACAGAAGAGCUCUCACAUCAAAAGAUGUCUGUGUGUGUGUCUUGACAGCUUUUUUUGUGUGUGCACAGAGCGAACAAACUCCAAGCCAGUUCUGACGGGCACUCACCCGGUCAACACGACAGUGGACUUUGGAGGCACCACGUCAUUCCAGUGCAAAGUCAGAAGCGAUGUAAAACCGGUCAUUCAGUGGCUCAAACGCGUUGAGUCUAAUGAAGAGAGUCGCUACAACUCCACUAUCGAGGUGGGGGACCACAGAUUCGUGGUGCUGCCCACGGGGGAGGUGUGGUCGCGACCCGACGGCUCCUACCUCAACAAGCUGCUCAUUACCCGCGCCAAGGAAGAUGACGCCGGCAUGUACAUCUGCUUAGGCGCCAACACGAUGGGCUACAGCUUCCGCAGCGCCUUCCUUACUGUGCUGCCAGGUGAGGCCAGGGGGAAUGUCUGUGAACACUUUACUCAGCAGGUGGUGCUGCAAAUGUACUGCAACACAUAAGCAGCUUGAUCUGAGAUAUCAGGCUGUAUGUUUUAAAAAGCUGUUUGUGUUUCGAGGUCUCCCUUUAGUCAAGUUAAAAUCAAGGGACUAAUGUUAAAGACAUGAUUGACAAUCUGAGAAGCAGUUGAAAAAAACUGAGCUGUUGAGGCAAAUGUGAAAAAAGUGUCCCACCCUCCACACACAAACUUCUCCCCUCUGUGCUCCACGAUAACCCCCCCCACCCCCCACCCCCCACGCUAGCUUUAAAUAGGGUUCACCAUGUCGGAUUGCUAGUAACUAGCGGCAGUAAACGCCAGCUCUGCUAGCGAGCACCGUCUGCAGCUGCCUGAACAGCCACUGUGUUGACAUUGCAGAGACUAAUAAGAGUUAUUUAUAUAACGUGCCUCGAUAAAAGGCAAAAAUUACCUGUUUAAUACAAACUGCUGUCUUGGCGUCUGUUUUCAGGCCCCAAAUCCUGGUGGAGCUUUCUCCACCGCUCGAAGGAUGACCCGAUGUUUAUUUGAGUUAGAUUCCUUGCUUGGUCACAUUUCUUCUUCACCUCUGCCCUUUCUUCUGUCAGCUUGCGUUUCCUUUGCAUUUUUGGCGGUGGGGCAAGCAGAAGUGUUUUUUUGCGUCCCUCUCCAUCACAGCUCCUGUCGCUAAGCUGCUACGCUACUUUUAGCCGCUCAGAGCUCCGAGGAGGGCCGGGAGAGUGGGAGGGGAUGAGUCGGGACUACGGGAGAGGGGUGUAUUGAAGACAGUGAGGGGAUUCAAUGGAGAGGCUGAGCAGGGGAUUGACCAAUAGGAGCUGUCUGGGACAGAUGGCUCCUAUUGGUCAGUGUUUUUGCAGCCCUGCACCUUCUCGGGUGAGCGGGUUUUUUCCAUUCUUUUUUUUCUUCACUUUGUGGAGAUCGCACUAUAAGACCAUGAUUGCCAUAUAAACAAGGUUCAUAGUAAUUUCCAAUUUCUCCAAUCGUCAACCAUGCCUUUAAACUGAAAUAAAAGUGGGAGUACUUUUCAGUGAAAAAUGACAAAAAGAGACAACACAGCUAUGAUAAAUGUUCUGUCCUCACCUGUUUUAUUUUAAUUUCCAUGUGUUUUGAACUUUUUUGCCAACAAUAAACAUAAACCCAUGAAAAUUUAAUCUGUCAUCUAUUGGUGGUUUAACUUUUUUCCGUUCAGGACUCAAAAGUAUUUAGUUUAGCUGAAACUAAAAAAAGGUCCACUUGCUCACCCAUUGCACUUGUGAUCCUUAGAUUGUUUUGAGUUAACUGAUAUUUCCUGUAUCAGAAAGAGAUGUCAGCUGUUAUUUGUUCAAAUAUUCUGGUGUUUUAUCAUCCAAUCGUUCUAUGUUAAAUGGGCAAACAAAAUGAGAUUAUUAAAAGAUUAAUUGUCAAUAAAAAUGAUGUCUGUCUUAGCUUCAAGCACUUCACCUGUUCAUGAACAAACUUGGCAUAGUUUAAAAGUUGUAAACAUGUUUUGAUUCUUUUUUUUGGCCCUCUUCCUUUGCAGACACAAAGCCUCCCAUCACACCAAUGUUCUCUCCAGCUUCCAGCUCCCUCCCCUGGCCUGUCAUCAUCGGCAUCCCCGCAGGGAUCGUCUUCAUCUUUGGCACAGUGCUGUUGUGGUUCUGCCAGAGCCGAAAACAUUGCCCCCCUCCCAGCCCUCCUUCAGCUGCUGCCACACAGGUACUGCACAGUCCUCACCGGCUGCCGUAUCGAGAGCGGGAUAGGGGCUGUGUGGCUCCUUCCUCCAGCUCCUCCAGCCCAGAGAAAGACUGCAUGAGCUCCAUGAACUACGAGGAGUACCUGGCACAACAGCAGCUUCUCCUCAGCCAGGGAGGACCAACAAUCCCCCCUAAAAUCUACCCCAAAAUCUACACAGACAUUCACACGCACACUCACUCCCACGUGGAUGGGAAAGUACAUCAGCAUCAACACAUUCAUUUUCAGUGUUAG
Molecule: messenger RNA, 24960 nt
Organism: Xyrichtys novacula (pearly razorfish)
Lineage: Eukaryota; Metazoa; Chordata; Actinopteri; Labriformes; Labridae
Source: the annotation of a GenBank genome assembly